Molecule: messenger RNA, 1913 nt
Organism: Anarrhichthys ocellatus (wolf-eel)
Lineage: Eukaryota; Metazoa; Chordata; Actinopteri; Perciformes; Anarhichadidae
Gene: yipf2
Product: Yip1 domain family, member 2
Exons: 9
Coding region: 191-1111 (306 amino acids)
Biological process (GO): vesicle-mediated transport
Cellular component (GO): membrane; Golgi apparatus
Molecular function (GO): small GTPase binding
Source: RefSeq, a predicted model, not a curated record
GACAGCUUUGUUUACGGAUGACGUGUACAGGAUGCUAACCUAGCAGACUAACCAUGGAGCAGACCGCCUCACAGCACUGCCGCUAGUUAAGAAAGACAGGCGUUAGCAGUGUAUGACUACUUUCUGUCAAUUGAUUAACCUACGUGUACUGUUAGGUCUCACAUGAGAUUGCUGUCCGAUCACUGAAGCCAUGGCUAGUCCUAAUGAUCUACAGUUCCAAGAGUUUGAGGAGGCAGCAGAGCUGUUGUCUGCAGACCCGGGGGCCUCCACACUCAGUACGUCUGCCUCAAACACCAUCACUACAGCAGCAGCGGGAGGAGGAGGAGGAGAGGAUGUGAAGCUAGACCUCUCAGAGGACGAGGAGGGUCAGGAGGAGAGUUCAGAGCUGUUAGGAGGACAGAAACCAGCUGGUGGCUUCUGGACCUUUGACUACUAUCAGUCUUUCUUCAAUGUGGACACAGAGCAGGUACUGGACAGAGUUAAGGGCUCAGUGAUGCCAUUACCUGGAAGAAACUUUAUCAAACACCACCUUAGGAGUAGCCCAGAUCUAUAUGGACCAUUCUGGAUCUGUGUUACACUGGUGUUCUCAGUAGUGAUCAGUGGGAACUUGUCCACCUUCCUCAGUGAGAUGGGAAACCCCUCCUACCACUACAGACCACAGUUCCACAGAGUGACCAUAGCAGCAGUUGUGAUCUUCAUGUACGCCUGGCUGGUGCCGAUUGGUUUAUGGGGUUUUCUGACCUGGCGGCAAGGGGCUGAGAGGCAGGUCGGGGGCUAUUCCUUUCUGGAGACGGUGUGUGUCUACGGCUACUCUCUCUUCAUCUAUAUCCCCACCUCGGUUCUGUGGAUCAUUCCAUUUGAGUGGCUGCGCUGGACACUGAUCCUGUUUGCCAUGGUGAUCUCUGGCUCCGUCCUGGUCCUCACCUUCUGGCCUGUUGUCCGUGAUGACACCAAGGUGAUGUCAGUGGCUACAGUUGUGACCAUAGUGGUUUUGCACACACUGCUAGCUAUCGGCUGUAAGAUGUACUUCUUCCAGAUAGCAGUCCAUGUACCAACAACGGCCCCUACAUCCCCCCCGCUUCACAUAACAGUGGCCACCAGACCCCACUGACCAAUAGGAGGGAGUGCUUGCAGGAGGGAGAGGUGAAAUUAAGGAUGUCUCUGUUGUGUUUGGAAUCACAUGCAGAUAUAAUGCCAUGUAUACAGAGGCAAUGUUGAUUAUUGCCAAUGUGUGAUGUGUUCAAUGCUCGCGGGAUGAACUGAAGGGAUGGGUGUGUGGUUGUUUGUCUAAUUUAUCCUGAGGUGGCUCUACUGGGACUGAAGUAGCACUUGUUCACUGCAAUAAUUGCACAUUUUUACUGUGAUGUGGUGCAAGUUUAGAAGAAGACAUUAAAAAUGAUUCAUUGGUAUAAGGGAAAAAGUGUAAAACUUCUAAACCAAAUACAAUCAUUAAACCAUGCUGCAACCAUUUAUUCAGUCAGUUGUUUUGCUCUUUGUGUUCUGAUUGAUAUUAAUUCAUGCUAUAUUGUCCGGCCAUGCAGGCUGGGCAUGCAUGACACAAUAUUACAAACAUGUGUUAAUGUUACACAUGUCAUAACAGGUGAUCAUAAUAAACAUAUCUCAUACUAAUUACGUGCCAGCAACUAGGUGGCGACCCCGUGAUGUCAGCUCGGAAUAGCCAAAUGAACGUGGGCUAUAAUGUCAUGAUUAAACAAUCUGAUUUAUGCAGAGACGGAACGUCCGGUGAGGCUCCAUAGAACGUGUUCACUCACUCCACUGUGUGAACCACUCACUUUCUCCUGGAAGAAAAGCACUUUACUCAAAGCUAGUUAGCGAGCUUAACCGUCGGUGAACGAUAAGGUAACCACAUCUAACAGCUAGCUGAUGUUGGGAACGUAGAGGAGCGUGUUUGG